Molecule: messenger RNA, 845 nt
Organism: Chironomus riparius
Lineage: Eukaryota; Metazoa; Arthropoda; Insecta; Diptera; Chironomidae
Source: the annotation of a GenBank genome assembly
CAUUAGCUUUAAAUCGCCGUGAAUCUUUCUUUCUUCUUUGGCCCUCGUGGAAUCCAGAGUUUUCUCGUAAAUUUUAAUUAUUUACAGAGUGGUCAGUAAAUAUGGCUGCAGAAGUAGCAGAAAAUUUUGAAAGUGAAAAUUUCGAUACAGGAGCUCAAUUUGUCGAAAAUGUUGCUCCCGUUGUUGCCGCCGAACUUCCAGACAUCAAGCUUUUUGGUCGCUGGAGCUGUGAUGAGGUUCAAGUAUCUGAUAUGUCUUUACAAGAUUACAUUGCUGUAAAAGAGAAAUAUGCACGCUAUUUACCUCAUUCAGCAGGACGUUAUGCAGUAAAAAGAUUCCGUAAAGCACAAUGUCCAAUUGUCGAGCGAUUAACAUGCUCGCUUAUGAUGAAAGGUAGAAAUAAUGGUAAAAAGUUGAUGGCAGUGCGAAUUGUAAAACAUGCUUUCGAAAUCAUUCAUCUAUUAACCGGAGAGAAUCCAUUGCAAAUCCUCGUAUCUGCAAUUAUCAAUUCAGGACCACGCGAAGAUUCAACUCGUAUUGGUCGUGCAGGAACGGUUCGUCGUCAAGCUGUUGAUGUCUCUCCAUUAAGACGUGUAAACCAAGCUAUUUGGUUGUUGUGUACAGGAGCUCGUGAAGCUGCAUUCCGUAAUAUUAAAACAAUUGCUGAAUGUUUGGCUGAUGAAUUGAUCAACGCUGCUAAGGGAUCAUCAAAUUCAUAUGCUAUUAAAAAGAAGGACGAGUUGGAACGUGUUGCUAAAUCUAACCGUUAAUCAUCUAAUUGUCGAAAUCAUCAUAUACAUCUUAAUAAUGUAAAAAAACGUAUCCAACAUAAAAUUAUGAUGAUU